Messenger RNA from Callorhinchus milii (elephant shark), 2370 nucleotides. RefSeq names its product NME/NM23 family member 9 (gene nme9). Gene Ontology annotation, molecular function: nucleoside diphosphate kinase activity. Gene Ontology annotation, biological process: UTP biosynthetic process; CTP biosynthetic process; GTP biosynthetic process. The transcript has 19 exons. Bases 130 to 2079 code for a protein of 649 amino acids. Lineage: Eukaryota; Metazoa; Chordata; Chondrichthyes; Chimaeriformes; Callorhinchidae. The record is from RefSeq and is a predicted model, not a curated record.
CCUGCAAUACUUGUGCAGAGCCUGUCAAGCCAAACAGCCAAGCUGCAAAACCCAGUGAAAUUCAAGAAAGAUAAAUAGGAUUCGAAUAACUACCAGAAACCACUUUCAUUCCAAAAAGAAGAAGUUGACAUGGCUGGGAAGAAGAGAGAAAUUACGCUUCAGACAACAGUCUCAAACCAGGAGCAAUGGGAUGAAAUUCUAGCAAUAAAAGGACUGACUGUGGUGGAUGUGUACCAGGCCUGGUGCGGUCCCUGUAAGGCUGUGAUCAGUUUGUUUCGGAAGAUUAAGAAUGAACUCGGAGACGAACUCUUACAUUUUGCUGUGGCUGAAGCGGACAGCAUUGACUUCCUGCAAAAAUAUAGAGGGAAAUGUGAACCCACCUUUCUUUUUUAUGGAGGAGGACAGUUAGUUGGUGUUGUGAGAGGAGCGAAUGGCCCACUGCUGCAGAAGAACAUUCACAAUCAGCUAGCUGCAGAGAAGAAAGUCCUCGAACAGGGCGCUGAACGCAAAGUGAUCAAAGAUGAAGGCCUGGUGGAGCAGGAAGAGGAGGAGGUGGUGAUGAAGGAGCACGAUGAAGAGCAGGACCUGGUUACUGCCAGCAAGUCUUACACAGUGGCUAUCAUCAAACCAGACGCCGUGGCUCACGGCAAGGCAGAUGAAAUAAUAAUGAAGGUUCAAGAAACAGGCUUUGAAAUAUUAGCCCAUGAAGAGCGUAUGUUAAGUCAAGAAGAAGCACGUGAUUUCUACCGGCAUAGAAUAGAAGAGCCUAAUUUUGAAGACCUAAUCUGGUUCAUGUCCAGCGGGCCCUGUCACAUUCUAAUCAUUUCCAAACCAGAGGGCACGGGUGAUGUCAUACCAGAGUGGAGAGAGUUCAUUGGGCCAAACAAUGUGGACGUUGCUAAGCAAGAGCAACCUGAUAGCCUUCGAGCUCAUUACGGUACAGAAACUUUAUUUAAUGCAGUCCAUGGCAGUGAUAACAAGGAGCAUGCGAGCAGGGAGCUGGCUUUUUUCUUCCCCAACUUUCGAUCUUAUUCUAAAGCACAGAGUCAGGCUCAGCAAGGCAAAAGGGUGGAGCAGACCCUUGCCCUGAUCAGGCCUCACCUCUUAAGGGAGCAAAAAGACAAGGUCCUGCAAAAGAUUGCUGAGGCUGGCUUUACAGUAGCCAUGAAGAAGGAGGUUAUGCUGACAGAGCAACAAGUUUGUGAGUUUUACAAAGAGCACACAGAGCAAGACUACUUCCCAGCACUCCUUCAAAACAUGACCAGUGGACCUGUGUUAGCCCUGGCUCUUGCCAGUGAAGAUGCAGUUGAACAUUGGAGGAAUCUUCUAGGACCAAAGGAUUUAAGCAGGGCAAAAGAGGAAGCCCCUGAGAGUAUCCGAGCACAAUUUGCAGUUGAAACUUCAUCAAUAAACCAGUUGCAUGGCAGUAUCUCAUCAGAAGAAGCAGAGAAGGAACUGAAGUUCUUCUUCCCAAUGGAACACACGCUGGCAGUGAUCAAACCUGAAGCUCUGGAGGAGCACAGAGAUGAGAUUGUACGCACAAUCCAAGAAGGAGGCUUUGUUAUAUCCCAGAUGGAUGAGAAGGCACUAAGCAGGGAGAUGGCAGAAGAGUUUUACAAGGAGCAUAGAGGCAAGCCAUUCUUUGAUCCGCUGGUUGACUACAUGUCUCAGAGUUCUUCAUUGAUGAUGAUUCUCAGUAAAGAGAAUGCAGUGGAAGAAUGGAGAAACAUAAUGGGCCCAACAGACCCGGAGGUGGCAAAGGAGAUAGCACCGGAGUCUCUCCGAGCCAGGUUUGCCAGGAACAUCUUACAGAAUGCCCUGCAUGGAUCUUCAAACCAAAGCCAAGCUAUGGAGAAAAUUCAAUUUGUCUUCGGGGACAUUACAAUAGGAGCAGAUGGGAUUGUCCAAGGUGUUGAGCCAGAUUUGGAGAAAGCAGAGAGGCCAAAUUCGGGAGACAGGCCUGAAGCUCCAGAGGACUCGCACACUGAAGACCAGAGGAGCUCUUUGAAUGAAGCUCCAUCACAAGCAAUGGCAGAGGAACACCAGACCAAAGGGGAAGAGGGAGAUGCAGACAAGUGAAAGUUCGGGGAAGACGCUUGGAAAAACGGUUGGAAAGAACCAAAGUGUGGUGAAAAACCAGGGUUGGAAAGGACCUUGUCUACAUCCAUGUUGUGUUGCCUUGGGGCAUUACAGAAUACAAAGACUAAAAUUCUUCAGCAGAUGGUUGAAGCAUCAGAACAGAAUAACUAGAAGAGAAGUCACAGGAGCAUUGGAAUGUCCAUUAUUAGGAAAAGACCAUCGCAGUUGAUCUGAACAGUACUAAAGUUGAUUCUUUUUUGAAAAAAUAAUAAAUUAUCCAACACCACACUA